CGAACCUUUCUCCUCGCCCUCACCCACCCCACCAAGCACCCCACCCCCACCACCACCGAAGAUGCCGAUCUCCAUCCACGGGCCGACCGCGCCCCCCAAACUCUUCUCGCUCCUCCCAUCGCGGCACACCGACGACGCGAUGGACACGGACCUGGACUCGCCGUCCACCUCGCUCGUAACCCCCGGCGAAACGAUCACCAGCGACCCACAGUGGAUGCGCGGGCACGGCACGUACCUCUCGCGGUCCGCGGCGCUCCCGCCGUCGAUCAUCGCAUCGCUCAGCGGCACGAUCCAGAAGACCAACAAGCUUUUGUCGGUAGUGCCGCUGCGCUCGCGGUACCACCCCGAGAUCGGCGACCUCGUCGUCGGCCGCAUCGUCGAGGUCCAGUCGAAGCGCUGGAAGGUCGAUAUCUGCAGCCUCCAGUCCGCCGCCUUGCUGCUGAGCAGCAUCAACCUCCCCGGCGGAAUCCUAAGGAAGCGGACGAGCACGGAUGAGCUGCAGAUCCGCACGUUCUUUGCUGAGGGCGAGCUGCUCGUCGCGGAGGUCCAGAGUCUGUUUCAGGAUGGAGGGGCGAGCUUGCAUACCCGCAGUCUGAAGUAUGGGAAGCUCCGCAAUGGGUACCUCGUCACUGUGCCGGCGGGGUGUGUGCGCCGCGCGCGGAGCCAGCUGGUUACACUUGCGGCAACGGAUAUUGAGGUCGUUCUGGGCGUCAAUGGGAUGGUGUGGAUUCAGGUCAAGAAGGCAGGCGCCGAGGGGAAGGACGGCGAGGCUACUGAGGAGAUGUAUUCCGACAAGAACGAUUACAUCACGCCCGAGAAGCGGAGGGAGAUUGCGCGCGUGGGCGCCUGUGUUAGGGCCAUGGUCAGGUGCGGCCUCAGGGUCGAUGAGGACCUGCUGAACGCGGUGUAUGAGGCGGCUGUUGAGGAGGCCGAGGGGGAGAUGGACGAGAAUGCGGAUGAGAGCCUCGAGGGCGAGAAGGGCCGGCUGGUGGUCGAACGCGCGGUCGCAAGGAGGUUGGUGUAGAAUCGAGUGGUAGCCACACAUACCACUGCUGCUCCCGUGACGGUGAAUUCCGAAGUGUCUCAGAAGUGACGCCCGAUGAAGGAGUCGAGUAUUGGCAUCUACCGUAGCGCACGAUCUUGACGGGAUCUGCAUACGCAACAUCACGUGGCGGAGAUGGGCAUCGCAUAACUUGGCACGUCACUGCACAUAUGUAACUAUCCUCCGCCACCGUCUAGUUAGAGCACAC
Messenger RNA from Tricharina praecox, 1250 nucleotides. RefSeq lists its product as uncharacterized. Lineage: Eukaryota; Fungi; Ascomycota; Pezizomycetes; Pezizales; Pyronemataceae. The record is from RefSeq and is a predicted model, not a curated record. The transcript has a single exon. Gene Ontology annotation, molecular function: RNA binding. Gene Ontology annotation, cellular component: nuclear exosome (RNase complex); cytoplasmic exosome (RNase complex). Bases 62 to 1024 code for a protein of 320 amino acids. Gene Ontology annotation, biological process: U4 snRNA 3'-end processing; poly(A)-dependent snoRNA 3'-end processing; TRAMP-dependent tRNA surveillance pathway.